UGUGCGCACGCGUUAAUGUUUUCACCACCAGCACUCGGUGUCAGUGAACAAGUUGAGACGUGCAGGACAGCUUGUACAAAAUGCCAACGAGCCUGAUGGUGGAUUAACUCAAAUGACAGUUGUUGCCAGAACGUUAAGAUAGCAUUAAACUCAGCCUGGAUGACUGCGAACAGCUCUCUCGGUCAUCUCCGGACCCGCGUCUGAAAUCAUACAUUUUAAUAUUGACAUGUCAGUUCCACACGCAGUUCAACGCGAUGCUGGGGCUGCUGUGCUUUUUUCGAUUAAUUAGGGUUUUCUAGUCAGUUCGGCGUAAUGUCAGAGGGGAAAUUUCGAUUAAAUAUUAUAUAGCGUUUACGGAGCCUCUGAUAGUCACGACCGCACCUCACUGACAAGCAAAUACGUGUAAAACCUCCAAAAGGAAGUGAUGAAGCCAUGUCUGCAGGUUGUCUGAGAUGGAUGCUAAGCCAAACAGUGAGGGCUGCGUGCGGCGGCGGCUCUGGCUACUGGACCCCGGCAUCAAGAUUUACCAUAUCCAGUGACAGAUCUAACAUCGCUGCUUCCUCCUGGAGAUGGUCUCCAUUCUCCACCACUGUGGAGGAAGACACAGACCAGACUCCUGCACCGAAGAAAAAAAAGAAUCCUCAUGGCGGCGCCACGGUCGGCUCCGUUGGCCGUAAGAUCCCUGAGCAGCAUAUACAGGUGAUAAGUGAAGCGGGAGAGAACUUGGGCACAAUGCACCGUGCAGAUGUGAUCAGAAUCAUGGAUGAGAAGGGGCUCAAGCUGGUGCUGCUCAAUCAGAACAAAGAUCCUCCUGUCUACAAGCUCAUGAGCGGCAAACAGAUCCAUGAAGAGCAGCUGAGACUGAGGGAGAAACAGAAAGCAAAAGCAGCCCCUGUGCAAGUGAAAGAGCUCACCUUUUCAUCGGGCAUCGCACCUCAUGACCUCACUACCAAGUGGAAACAAGUGGAGAGCUGGCUGGAGAAGAAGCACCACGUUAGAAUUACUCUGCGAUCAGGACGAGCGGCCCCAGAUGUCAACUUGGACGCAUCUCUGGGCCAGAUGGUGCAACAAAUGGGGAUGACGGUAGGAUUUGUUUCCAAACCGACAGUCAUACGUAACGGCCAGGCAGCCAUGUGCAUCCUGCGACCGCCCUCACCAAAAGAACUGUCACAAAAGAACAACCUGUCAGCCGACUCCAGUUCGAAAACCUCGCAGAGCAAACCUGAAAGCAAGACGGACACAACAGAAGAGUCUGCACAGCAGUGAACCGAUGGAAAUAAAACAUUUUCACACGCAAAAAAACCCUCCACAGACUGGUUUUAAUUCCCGAUUCAGGCUUGACUUGUAGAGUGCUGUUUUGGUUUUCAAGAAAGCUCAGGUGUGUCGUAAUGAGGCAUCAAACAAAACAGCCAUUAGAGAUUAGUCCUUGGACAGUGUCAUCUUUGUGAGCCGUGUCGAGAGCUACACUGGCACCAAAAAAGUCUUGUGUAUGUGCGGAGCUGAAGUCCUUUUUAUAAUUUCAUGAAGCCCAAUAUCUAUCUAUAAUCUAUAAACUGUGGCCGUUUUAGAUAGUUUAAAAGCCUGAUGAUGACCAGGCAAUACAACUGGGGCAUCUAUGUGAAGUGCUUGAGGAUCAACCUUGAUGAGCUUGAUGACGAUCUUCGCAAUAUUGUGUCCAAAUUGUCUGAAAGAGGGAGUCGCUCCUGUCGUCAGCGCUGAGUAAGUGUUUCAGAUGAGAGGAAAAUAUCAAACCCAACAACAGCGCAUAUUUUUUCUCUGCUUUAUUCAAGAUUCAUCUUUUAUGUUGUCUGUAAAAAAUAAAAAAUAAAAGCAAAUUUGGCGUACA
Acanthopagrus latus (yellowfin seabream) is the source of this 1846-nucleotide messenger RNA. RefSeq names its product mitochondrial translational initiation factor 3 (gene mtif3). The transcript is spliced from 4 exons. NCBI's taxonomy places the organism in Eukaryota, Metazoa, Chordata, Actinopteri, Spariformes, Sparidae. Gene Ontology annotation, biological process: ribosome disassembly; mitochondrial translational initiation. Gene Ontology annotation, cellular component: mitochondrion. Bases 433 to 1266 code for a protein of 277 amino acids. Gene Ontology annotation, molecular function: translation initiation factor activity; ribosome binding. The record is from RefSeq and is a predicted model, not a curated record.